Impatiens glandulifera is the source of this 1488-nucleotide messenger RNA. RefSeq names its product UDP-D-xylose:L-fucose alpha-1,3-D-xylosyltransferase MGP4-like. Gene Ontology annotation, cellular component: Golgi apparatus. The record is from RefSeq and is a predicted model, not a curated record. Bases 173 to 1252 code for a protein of 359 amino acids. The transcript has 4 exons. Lineage: Eukaryota; Viridiplantae; Streptophyta; Magnoliopsida; Ericales; Balsaminaceae. Gene Ontology annotation, molecular function: glycosyltransferase activity.
CAAUUAAGAGAGUGUGUAUGUGAUCUGAUUCAGUGAUUGAAUUCCAAAUCGAAGAAAAAGAAGAACAAGAAGGAAGACGAAGAGAUCUGAAACUCCGAAAACUAGUAUUCCAGAAAUCUCUGAUUGAUUAGUAUGUGUUCUUCACUCUAAUCCGCUUCGUCUAUGCAUAAAAAUGUCAGCAAUUCUGCAUCAAAGGCCACUUCAAAGCAUUCUCACAAGUUCUUCCCCUCAAUCUCCUACCUCUUCAACCAAUCACCAGAAAUCUCUCGUCAUUUUCAGCCGACCAGUUCUCCUCAUCCUCUUAUCCCUUCUCGUUAUACUCGGAGUCUUCUUCCCAUGGAUUGGAAAUCAUCACGCUCUCUUCUCAACCUUCCCUGGUUCUACUCCUUCACUUUCUAAUAAAUGGAAUGAUUAUACACUUGCCGAUGCUGUUUCUAAUGUGGCCAAGAACGGUACCGUCAUACUUUGUGCCGUCAGCCAGCCGUAUUUACCGUUUCUCAACAAUUGGUUGAUUAGUAUCACAAGACAGAAUCAUCACGAGAAGGUUCUAGUCAUUGCUGAGGAUUACGCUACUCUAUACAAAGUCAAUGAGAAAUGGCCUGGACACGCCGUCCUUAUUCCCCCUGCUCCGGAUGCCCAGACUGCUCACAAGUUUGGAUCUCAGGGAUUCUUCAAUUUUACAUCUCGAAGGCCUCGUCAUCUACUUCAUAUAUUGGAACUUGGAUACAAUGUAUUGUAUAAUGAUGUUGAUAUGGUUUGGCUGGCAGAUCCAUUUCCAUAUUUCGAAGGGAACCACGAUGUGUACUUCACAGAUGACAUGGUUGCGAUUAAACCUUUGAAUCAUUCUCAUGCUUUACCACCUCCGGGGAAAAAGGGACGAUGUUAUAUAUGCAGUUGCAUGAUUUAUUUGCGUCCAACUAACGGUGCAAAACUUGUCAUGAGAAAGUGGAUCGAAGAGAUGCAAGUUCAGCCCUGGACCAGAUUAAAGAAAGCAAAUGACCAGCCUGCUUUCAACUGGGCACUGAUGAAAACUGCGGACCAGGUGGAUUUGUAUCUGCUUCCCCAAGUAGCAUUCCCGACAGGAGGAUUGUACUUCAAGAAUAAGACAUGGGUUAAAGAAACGAAAGGAAAGCAUGUAAUCAUACACAACAAUUACAUAGUAGGAUUUGAAAAGAAAAUAACCCGUUUUCGCUUAUAUGGCCUUUGGCUUGUUGAUGAUUAUGUUCUCGAGUCCCCUCUUGGAAGAUUAUAGCAUAGAUCUAUUUUCUUUCCACAAACUGCUGCUAUUAUUGUUGUUGUUGUUCUUGCAAGUGCCAAUCUUCUUAUUAGUUUGUACAAUAAACCCUAUAUUUGAGGUAUAAUGAAGCAUUAAGUUGGUUGGCCUUUCUAGUGCUUAUUUCUUACCAUUUUUAAGACAUGUGUAAAAUUGUAGCUUCUUUAAUUUAUAUUAAAAGUGAACUUCAUUAGUUCAUUUCAGAGUUAGAAUUC